AUGACUGACACGACUGAUCCGACCUUCGGGACUAUUUUCAGGUUCCCCGGACUCGAUCCAGUGGAAUUUGCCGCCGCUGCAUAUGUCCUGGAGACAACAAGACACCAGCAAGAUCCACUGGCUCCGCCCGAAGCAGCUCAAAUCAAGCGAGUUCAUCACAAGGAUACCGAUCUCGGGAGAUUUCUCGACAGCAUCGCCUACAUCUUUGGACGAUUCAAAGGAAAACGUGCCGCCGCCCACGUUUCAGCGGCCGCACUCUGCCAUCGGCCCGACGACAGCGGCCGCUCUGACAUUCUCGUCACCAAAAAUAACUGCUUUGGUAAGGAGGACCGUGAUUUCGCAAAGGUCUUCCAGAAGUGGCUCGAAGAUACAGAGAUCUCCGAUCUUGAAGGGAUCGACGCCAUCACAUUGCCAAAGCACAUGCUCAAAGAAAUUCUGGGGUCGGCUAAAACGGGCGAGACAGGCCAAGACAACGUGGAUCUUGUCAACGAAGAGGAGGAAAAGGAUGAUCCAGAAGAUGACUCUCAUGACACGGUGCUGAUGGGCGCGGAACAACAGGAGGAUGCUCAGGACGAGCAGAUGUGGUGUCAGAUCAUGGCUUUCUGCUACGGCCGUCAGUUGCACUAUAUCGCACAGAUCUGUCGGAGUGAUGCUCUAGACGACGAAGGGCUGGACGCCAUGUUUUCUGGAGAUGACAAGGCGACAGUCCAGAGGGCGAGGCAAAUUGUCAAGUGGUGUCGGGAGUUCCACGACGAGUCGGAGAACAGCUCCGACACUGCAAAGCUCGUUGCAUCCUACAAACAAAUCUGCACCAAAUCAGUGGAUUUCCGUCGACGCAACAAGUCUGGAGAUGAUCACAUCUGCGAAAGCAUUCGGAAGAAGCCUCAAGCUCAGCCUUUUCAUGCUCGACGACCGAAAGACGCUCGGCCACUCUUCGCGGCCAUUCAUAUGCUGGGCCGUUUGCGGGCGGACUGGGGAAAGAUCAAACAGCACAAGGCCAGCUCCGGUCAGAAAUUUUCCAUUGUUAUCGUCUCAAACAACCGGUGGAGGAACUUUCAAUUCAUCGCCAAGUCCGUCCGCGAAAAGAUGUCAGUGCUUUGGCCGCAAUAUGGGCAGCUGCUUAAAAUUCGCCCACCGAAUGCUGCGCAGAAUUACAUCUUCUAUUUCCAUUGCGAGAUCCAGAUGCUCCACUAUAUCCGGAGCAACGGGCUGGAAGAGCGCUGCGAGAACUAUUUCGGCUGCAGCAAGAAAUCGUGCUGGACCUGUUGGGCCAUCCUCAGCCACGAUCCCAAGUUCCGGACCGGCGACACCCACGCGAAGGUGUUCUGGAAAUGCGCGUUUCCAUUGACCCACGACCUCCAGACGAAUGCCAACAGAGUGAUUCUCCGCGGCCUGUUGGCCCUGCAACGGAACAUGGCCGACCAAGUCUUGGACCUGAGCUUGCGAGGGGCCAAGUCCUGGGUGAAGCGGGCAGAGGUCAACCAGACGACGGAUCAUGACACCCAUCAGACAGCGGCAGAAGACCUAGGGAGUUCGGACGAGAGUGGCGAUGAGACGGCCAAGAAGGCCUGGAGUUCAACAACUGUCACGAGGGACUGGAAUUCAUCGACCGUCGCGACGAAUUGGACGGACCCCUGGGCCAACUGUGCUGUCCUGAAGAUCGCACAGGACCGCAGGAUUUCGAUCGAACAGCUUGAAAUCUUCAACACCAGCGCAAAGCAUCUGCGUUGCUACCCUGCGUGGACACAAGCAGUGGCGCCGGAAUUUCUGAUCCGUGACGGGGAUCUGGGCACGGACAGGAUUUCUGCUGACUGGUUACAACGGACGGUCCUUGUCUACCCUGUCGGUGCCGUUGAGAGCCAGCGGUCUGCUGUUGGUCAGGCCCAGGCCUUCUUCCGCUUUGGUGAAUCGUCGAACGUGGCCACCCGUAACAGGUGGACCCUCGACAUCGCCGCCUCCCAGGGUGCGCAACAGAUCCCGGAUCGCGAAGCCUGGUGGCUCGGCGACAUCUAUGUCUUCGCCGUCACGUUGGACGGCAAACAGCAAAACGUGACGCCGGAGCGUCAGCAGAGGAUCAUGGCUCGGGUCCACGCAGAGUUCGCCCAACGUGUCGCCGAACGUCUGGCGGGAGAGAGCAUCUACGAAUCUGAAAUAUCAGAGGCCGCAUCUCUUCACAAGGCUCACCGUGCGUCGGACGGGGGGAGAAGAACGACGAGGAGAAGGAAUUGA
Fonsecaea erecta is the source of this 2229-nucleotide messenger RNA. RefSeq lists its product as hypothetical. NCBI's taxonomy places the organism in Eukaryota, Fungi, Ascomycota, Eurotiomycetes, Chaetothyriales, Herpotrichiellaceae. The record is from RefSeq and is a predicted model, not a curated record. Bases 1 to 2229 code for a protein of 742 amino acids. The transcript has a single exon.